This is a messenger RNA of Fonticula alba, 3270 nucleotides long. RefSeq lists its product as hypothetical. Lineage: Eukaryota; Rotosphaerida; Fonticulaceae. The coding region runs from base 241 to 3270 and encodes 1009 amino acids. The transcript is spliced from 2 exons. The record is from RefSeq and is a predicted model, not a curated record. Gene Ontology annotation, biological process: cellular response to heat. Gene Ontology annotation, molecular function: ATP binding; ATP hydrolysis activity. Gene Ontology annotation, cellular component: cytoplasm.
CAUCUCCCCCCUCAGCAUACAUACACAUUUGUUACAUCCCACACGCACUCUCCCCUCUUUCCCCCUCUUGCGCGGAGGCACACUCCUCCUCCUCUCCCACUCCCAUCUCCUUUUUUUUCACCCACACACCCCAAGCACAAGCAUCGACAGGCAGCAUAAGGAUCAAGAACUCGCUCCAGCCCCUCUGCCCCCACAACAACAACACCACCAACAACAACCCCCCUACAAAGACACGCAGUCAUGUCGUUCAUGAACACCUUCACCAAAAACUCCCUCAGCGCGCUGGAGUCGGCCCAGAACCUGGCGCGCGGCCUGCAGCACUCGGUCAUCCAGCCGGUGCACCUGGCGGUCAUCCUCUUUGACCAGCGCGAGGCCCAGCGGGCCAACCCGAUGGCCGGGUCCUCGGAGGCCGGGUCGGCGGACUUCAGCCUCGGCCCGGCGCUGGUCGAGCGCGCCGGCGGCGACUUGGACCUGCUCAAGGGGUCCCUGCGCCAGCUGCUAAAGCGCAUCCCCUCGCAAACCCCGGCCCCGGUGCAGGUGGAAGUGGGCCCGCACCUGCUGGCGGUCCUGCGGUCGGCCAACAACCUGCGCAUGCAGCAGCAGGACUCGCACACGGCGCUGGACCACCUGGUGCUGGCCCUGGCCGGGGCCGACCAGUCCCCGGGCGCGGCCAGCCCCGGGCAGAGCGCCGCCGUGCGCGACGUGCAGGAGGCCCUGCGCGGGGCCGGCAUCACGGCCGCCAAGCUGACCGAGGCGGCCCGUGCCACGCGCGGCUCGCGCAAGGUCACCAGCGACAUGGACGAUGCCAACUUCGAAGCCCUGAAGAAGUACGGCGUGGACCUGGUGGAGCGCGCCUCCAGCGGCCACCUGGACCCGGUCAUCGGCCGGGAUGACGAAAUCCGCCGAGUCAUCCGGGUCCUCUCGCGCCGGACCAAGAACAACCCCAUCCUCAUCGGCGAGCCGGGUGUCGGCAAGACGGCCGUGGUGGAGGGGCUGGCGCAGCGCAUCGUGCGCGGCGACGUGCCGGACGGCCUGCACUGCCGGGUCAUCUCCCUGGACAUGGGUGCCCUGCUGGCCGGGGCGUCGUAUCGCGGCGAAUUUGAGGCCCGGCUGAAGGCCGUCCUGCAGGAGGUCAGCGAUGCCCGGGGCCGGGUGAUUCUCUUCAUCGAUGAGAUCCACACGGUGCUGGGGGCCGGCCGGAGCGGCGACGGCGGGGCCAUGGACGCGGCCAACCUGCUGAAGCCGAUGCUGGCCCGUGGCGAGCUCCGGUGCAUUGGUGCCACCACGCUGGAGGAGUACCGGAAGCAUGUGGAGAAGGAUGCGGCCUUCGAGCGGCGCUUCCAGCCGGUCCACGUGUCGGAGCCCACCAUCCCGGACACCAUUUCCAUCCUGCGCGGCAUCAAGGACAAGUAUGAGUCGCACCAUGGUGUGCGGAUUGCCGAUGCGGCGCUCGUGAGCGCGGCCCAGCUCGGCGCCCGGUACAUCACGCAGCGCUUCCUGCCGGACAAGGCCAUCGACCUGCUGGACGAGGCGUGUGCCAAUGUCCGCGUGCAGUUGGACUCCCAGCCGGAGGCCAUCGACAAGCUGGAGCGCCGGCAGCUUCGCCUGGAGGUGGAACUGGCCGCCCUGGAGAAGGAGGAGGCCGGUGACCAGGCGGCCCGGCAGCGUGCGGACGCCGUGCGCGCCUCGCUGGCCAGCAUCCAGGAGUCGCUGGCGCCGUUGCGCGCGCGCUACGAGGCCGAGCGCGGCCGUGUCGACCAGAUGCGCACCCUUCGCCGGAAGCUGGACGAAGUGUACCAGAAGAUGGAGGAGGCCGAGCGCAAUCGCCAGACCGAUGUGGUGGCCGACCUGCGGUACGGGGCCAUCCCGGACUUGCGGGCGCGCCUGGAAGAGCUGAGCACCCUGGAGGAGGCGGACCGCAGCGCGCCGGCAUCCCCGGGCGGCGCCGGCACUCCGGCCGAGGCGCCCAUGCUCAGUGAGACCGUGGGGCCGGACCAAAUUGCGGAGAUCGUUUCCCGGUGGACCGGCAUCCCGGUGUCGCGGCUGACGCAAACCGAGCGCGACAAGCUCCUGCACCUGGGGGAGAACCUGCACAAGCAGGUGAUCGGCCAGUCGGAGGCGGUGGACGCCGUGGCGGCGGCCGUGCUCCGGUCGCGUGCCGGGCUUUCGCGCGAGCGCCAGCCGGUCGGGUCCUUCCUCUUCCUCGGGCCCACCGGUGUCGGUAAGACCGAGCUGGCCAAGGCCCUGGCGCGGGAGCUCUUCGAUGACGAGUCCAACAUCGUGCGCUUGGACAUGUCCGAGUACAUGGAGCGUCACAGUGUGGCCCGGCUGAUUGGCUCGCCUCCGGGGUAUGUUGGCUAUGAUGAUGGUGGCCAGCUGACGGAGGCCGUGCGCCGGCGGCCCUACUCGGUGGUGCUCUUCGACGAGGUGGAGAAGGCCCACCCGGAUGUGUUCAACUCCCUGCUGCAGGUGCUGGAUGAUGCACGCCUGACCGAUGGCCGGGGGCGCGUGGUGGACUUCUCCAACUGCGUGCUCAUCAUGACCAGCAACCUGGGCGCCAAGCAUCUGUUUGACAGCUUCCGCCAGGGGGCGGGCGAUGGCACCGGCACCGGCACCGGCACCGGUGGCGGCCUGUCGAAGGCCACCCGGGAGAAGGUGAUGGACGCCGUGCGCGGGCACUUCCGCCCGGAGUUCCUCAACCGCCUGGAUGACAUCGUGCUGUUUGCGCCGCUGCGGACGGACGAGCUGCGCCAGGUGGUUCGCCUGCAGUUCGGCUCGGUCGGCCGGCGCCUGCGUGAUCGGAACAUCGAGCUGGUCAUCGAGGAUUCGGCCUGCGACCUGGUCCUGGCCGAGGCGUAUGACCCGGCGUACGGGGCCCGGCCGCUGCGCCGGUACAUCGAGAAGAACCUGGUCACCGAGCUGUCGCGGCAGCUGGUGGCCGGGGUCCUGCACAAUGACCAGCGGGUGGCCGUGGCCGCGGAGCCUGGCGCCCGGCGCUUUGCCUUCCGCGUCCUGGCGGACCUGGCCCCGGCCACCGGCGCCGGCCGCGGGGGGCGCGAUGUCGACGACGACGACGACAGCACCAUGGACCUGGUCGGUGGUGGCAAUGGCGCGGUCGGGCGCAAGGGCGUCCCCGGCGGUGCCCGGCAGCACCAUGCGGCCAAGCGCCAGAACACCGGCGGCGGCCGCAUUGAGUCCCUCAGCAGCGAUGACUUUGAGGACCUGAGCGGCGACGAGGACAGCCACAUGGAGGUGGACUCGCGUCGCUAA